AAAGUGUGUCUGAACUGUCACUUGACGUUUAGUCUUUCUGUCGGGGUGUAAGUGCGUUGACCACUUCUUGUCUCGUGGAUAUAAAGGAAACUAAUCCACAACCAUGACUGACGCGCAACAGGAGGCCCGCUCAUACUUGAGCGAGGAGAUGCUUGCCGAGUUCAAGGCUGCCUUCGACAUGUUCGACACCGACGGUGGCGGUGAUAUCAGCACCAAAGAGUUGGGUACCGUGAUGAGGAUGUUGGGUCAGAAUCCAACAAGAGAAGAGUUGGAAGAAAUCAUUGAGGAGGUCGAUGAAGACGGCAGCGGAUCCAUUGACUUUGAAGAGUUCUUGGUCAUGAUGGUGAGACUCCUAAAGGAGGACCAGGCUGGCAAGAGUGAGGAAGAGUUGGCUGAAUGCUUCCGUGUGCUGGACAAGAAUGGUGACGGUUACAUCGACAGAGAUGAGUUUGCUGAGAUCAUCCGUAGUACUGGUGAAUCCAUCUCAGAUGAAGAGAUUGAUGAGCUGCUUAAAGACGGAGACAAGAACAAUGACGGCAUGCUGGACUUUGAUGAAUUCCUCAAGAUGAUGGAGAAUGUGCAGUAAAACAGAAACUCAUGGACAUAUCUUUCCCCUCUCACCUCUUACCCUUUAAUGCCACUCAAACUCUCCUUCCCCUUUUGUCCUCAUUUGCCUUACUGCCUCCAUCUCACCUCUUCAGCAGACAGACAGAAAAACACCUGUGUGUGGUUUACCAAGGUUCAGCCUGCAAUGCUCUUUAUUUUGGGCUCCCACUGACCCUCAUACCUCAAGACCGAAGGGUGUGAUGUGGUUCUUAACUUCAUCAUAUAUGAUGGUACUCAGUUCACUAGAAGCACAUGCCAUGGUAGACCUCAUCUUAGUGGGUGUUUAGUCUAGAUUUAAUCUAGAUCAGCAGCUUGUUAUCGCUGUAUAGACCAAUGCUAAAGCUACAAACACUGUAUUAAAGAACAAACGCUUGAAACAGAAUAAAAAAUAAAACACACUCAUAUUUA
This is a messenger RNA of Triplophysa dalaica, 1014 nucleotides long. RefSeq names its product troponin C2, fast skeletal type, tandem duplicate 2 (gene tnnc2.2). Gene Ontology annotation, cellular component: myosin II complex. Bases 104 to 586 code for a protein of 160 amino acids. Gene Ontology annotation, molecular function: calcium ion binding. Lineage: Eukaryota; Metazoa; Chordata; Actinopteri; Cypriniformes; Nemacheilidae. The record is from RefSeq and is a predicted model, not a curated record. The transcript has 6 exons.